This is a messenger RNA of Astyanax mexicanus (Mexican tetra), 2182 nucleotides long. RefSeq names its product chondrolectin (gene chodl). Bases 91 to 1002 code for a protein of 303 amino acids. NCBI's taxonomy places the organism in Eukaryota, Metazoa, Chordata, Actinopteri, Characiformes, Acestrorhamphidae. Gene Ontology annotation, cellular component: cytoplasm. Gene Ontology annotation, biological process: positive regulation of axonogenesis. The transcript is spliced from 7 exons. The record is from RefSeq and is a predicted model, not a curated record.
GAGCGCAGUGAGCGCGAGACCGGCGAGCAGCAGUGGCGCACUUUCCUUCAGCGCGCGUUCACUGAGGGGGAGACAGCACGAGGCGCGAGGAUGCGCGCGGACCGCACGGCGCUCGGGGUCCUGUGUGCUCUUACCGCGCUGCUCACAGGCAGCCGCGGCGCGCGGGUCGUCAGUGGUCAGACGGUGUGUCAGGGUGGUCCUGAGAAGCCAUGUUAUAAGAUCGCCUACUUCAGGGACAUGACGAGCCGUGUGGCCUUCAAUGAGGCCUUGAGGGCUUGUGAGGUGGACGGUGGCUCUUUGCUGAGCGUGGAGAAUGUGUCAGAGCAGCGGCACAUUGAGCAUCUACUCCAGGAGCUCAGCAAUUCCUCCACAGGCAGUAGAGCAGGCAGAGGGCCCAGCAUUGCGGAUGGAGAUUUCUGGAUUGGCCUGACGCGUGCAGACAGUGAGAGCACCCAGGAGCAUGGAGGCUUCGCCCACUGCCCUGACCUCUACAGAUGGACAGAUGGCAGUGUUUCAGAUUUCAGGAAUUGGUACUAUGAUGAGCCAUCAUGUGGAGGGGAGGCUUGUGUAGUAAUGUAUCACCAGCCCACUGCUCUCCAUGGCCUGGGGGGACCAUAUCUUUAUCAGUGGAACGAUGACAGGUGCAACAUGAAGCACAAUUUCAUCUGCAAGUAUGAGCCAGAAAGCCAUCUGGAGAAAGAACAUGGAGAUAGGCCUGGAGGUCAUGAUGCAGGCUUCCCAGAGGAACAUGUAGAGAAAAAAAAAACACCUGCUGUUAAUGAAGAUGAAAGUCAACAUGUGAUGGUGGCAGGAACCUCAAGUAUGCUGCUGAUUUAUGUGAUCAUCCCCACAAUUCCUCUCCUUCUGCUGAUUCUUGUGGCCUCAGGGACCUGCUGCUUCCAGAUGCUAAGCAAGAGAAAACCAAGGACCAAAACUACCGUGAACCAGUCCACACUAUGGAUCUCCAAGACUGCAAAGUCAGACAGUGCUAUGGAGGUCUAAGGAAGCUCACAUCUUUCCGUAAUGAAGCAGGCCUUGCUGUUGCGUAUUGGACAUUACACAUCGGUCUACACACUUGUUUGUCCAGUUGUAAGUUGUAAGUAAGUAUGUGGUCUUCUAAUGCAAGGUAAAUAAAUCUCAGUGUUAUCACUGCUGUACUCUACACUGUUCUGCAAUGUUUUUCUAGGACAGCUUUUCAUCUAGUGGCCUCAAAUGACUGUCCCCAAUUUUUCAAAAUUAGCGCAGUGUAAUUUCUCACCAUUAAGCCUCCUUCUCUAAAGCCCUCGUUCCUCAAGUCUCCUCCUCUCAUCCUCCUCUCCAUCAGGGAGACUGAUCAGUGCAGUCAGUUGCAGAGGGGAGGCCACCACUAAUUGGCACCACAACAGAGAGAGCGAUUAAAUUACUGUAAUUAAGACGAGUGCGAAUGGGACCCACAUAAAAAGAGUCGCAGCGAUUGAACACUGCUACAAAAUGAAUUAAGCAGUGACAAAAUGUCAGAAAGAAGAUCCCCCUGAGGACAAAACACAGUGCAAGCCUGCUUUAAUCAAAAAUUAGGUUGAUGUUUUAGAAAAACAGAGCAGACUCAGAGCAGAGUUUGCUCGUUCCACAGUUGUUUUUUGUUCUAGUUCCCAGACAGUAUUGCUUCAUUUUCAUGGACUGUUUCAUUACUUUCAAGUCAACAAAAUUCUCAGUAUUAAAUAGAAGUAAAUAUUGUCUUUAUCAACCACAUUACUUGUAAUUCAGAAAGAACAGCCUAAGCAAAUAUGGAUAUUUUUAUAUGAUAUGAUGUUUCAUGUUCUGUCAGACCCACCUGAUCACUAUUAUAUAUGCAGUUUUUGCAUGGAAUGCCAUUUUUAUCAUAUAUUUAGUAAUAAUUGCUGAUUGCUCUAAACACAACUUUAUGAACAUGACUAAACAUGAUUAAAAAAAACUGCAUAUAUAAAACUGACGAAUAUCUCUUUGAAAGUAUGUCAUAUAAAAAGGAAUAAACUGCAUCGUAUAAAUGUAUCUAUUCAAUUCUGUCUGUUAGCAGUCUGUAAAUGAAGUUAAACACAUCCUGUCUUCUGUUCACAAGAGUGGCUGUACUGUAUGUGUGUUUUUGGAUUGGAAAAGUUGUACAGGUUCGUUUCUCUUUGUAAUAUUUUUGGGAAGGAUACAUAAAUGAAAUAAAUGGAUAAUUGUG